Molecule: messenger RNA, 2929 nt
Organism: Drosophila gunungcola (fruit fly)
Lineage: Eukaryota; Metazoa; Arthropoda; Insecta; Diptera; Drosophilidae
Exons: 4
Coding region: 91-1503 (470 amino acids)
Source: RefSeq, a predicted model, not a curated record
UGAAAUUAUCGAUUUUGCUCCACCUCUUCUGUUCCAUCACUAACGCCAUUUUCCCAGAAAUAUUCUUUUUCGGGGAACGCAGCUUAAAGCAUGCCUUUAUUUCACAAUUAUUCCUUGUGGAUACAAAUUUAUUUUCAGGCGUCAGAAACCUCUGCGGCAAUGGCAACUAAUUGGAAUAAUCGAAGCUUGCAGCGAGGAACUGAGGAGAUGGAUAAGUUGCACUGCGACCUGCUGGAGAUUCUAAGGCACAAUCAUUCCGGCAUAAAGCGCGUGCUCCAGAGUAUCCACAACCUGCUGAAGGAGAAUGACGAUGCGCACCUAUUCUUUAGCUCCCAUCGGAUCCUCAAGAUACUUUCCGUGGUGAUCUCUGAAAGCCGAGAAGAAGAAAUCCCUUCAAGCCGUUGUCUAGUGGCCAACGCCAUGGUUUGCGUUCAUCUGAAAUUGCGCAAGAUCCCCGCAGACGAUGGAAAGCUUCUGCUCCAGCAGCUCCUAACCAUUGUGACUUCCACUGAACCCCAGCCAUUUGGGGCCCAAAUCCAUGUGCACCAUUUUGACAACUUUUUGCGUUUCAUGGGAGAAGAUUGCUUCCCCGGACUGUUUGACGCCAUCCAAAGGCUUCUCGAGUCGGAUAAAACCGCAGACCACAAAUCCGCCUGCUUCCUGAUCCGCAAAGUGCAGUCGAUGUGUGAUAUUGAGGGAGAGAGCGGCCAAUCUCUACUAGACGCCUUACAAUGCAGCGGUCAGCAAUUGGCCGCCUAUGUGGACAUAAUGGAAAAUCUGGAGGAGGAGAAGUCUUAUCUGUCUGUGAGCACCAAAUUGUCCCUGCUGGAGCUCAUGUCCAGCGAUCUUGGCGAGCGUUGGUUGGUUUGGCUGCGCAUCUUGUGCCUUAGACUCCUGCAGGACGAGAGAGUCCUGGUGCUCCGCGAGACACUUCGAUAUUUCCUGUCCCACCUAAGCUUGGGCCAAUUGUGUCGCUUCAACCUGCUGCAGGAGCUCCUUCUGGCCACAAACACAAACAAGUUGUUCGACUACGAAGACCCAAACUGUCUUAAAAUGGAGGAAUUAGAGCAGUUUAUGAAAGGAUCCGAUGUGGAACUUCUGCUGGAGGCUCUUGUUACUAUUCCCUGGAAGAGCGUUUUUAUGCUUCAUUGGUUGCUCAGCAUUAAGCUUGAUGAUAUUCGAAUUUCUUCCACGGAUCUGCUCCAAAAGUUGUGCGCUAGUGUUCACGCCCUCGAAAACAUUAAGCUACGUCAGCACGCCAUUCGUAAAUUAAUUCAUACUGUACUCCUUCCCACACUCUGCAACUCCUCUAUGGGGGAAUUUAUGAAGUUUUUGGAGAAUUUGCUUCAGAAAAAUGAUAGGUGUUCCCCCCUUUUUUUUAAAAUGUGGGACAAAAUCGAAGCAUGCACCGACUUCGAGGAGCAUAUUGACCGUUUCAACAAAGAUAGCUUCGAAAUUUACACAGGAUUUCUACAUUCGAAGGAUUUUUUUCUGCUUUUAUAAGGAAGCUACAAUCAGUCCCCAUUCACAAACAUGGUUGGUGGCGACUAGUACUUUUCAUGGAAGAAGUAGACAGCGAAGUCAUGGACUUUUAUCACACUGUUUACAACGUGGACACAUCCUUGAUCCUUGGUGAUUCGAGUCUGGCGAGGAUGCAAAUCCACCUAAUAAAUAAAUUGGAUUGCCAGACAAGCGAGGAGAGGUCAUUUUUAAUGUCGCGAUGUGUGGAUCUAUUCGCCGAGACAAAACUAAAGUCGUGGAGCCAGUUAAAGGAUCUAAACUUAAAGCCAAUGGAACUGUUGAAUAUGGGUACACAACAUACUUUAAGCAAGUUAAUAGAUUUAUUAGGAAAUCACCAAGAAAGAUUAGAAGAUGAGAACGUUGUGCCGACUAUGAUUUCCCAGUGUAGAUAUCAUUAUGAAAGUUUAUCAAUCUUGACAUACGCGACAAACAAUUUGUCGGAGGAGGAGUAUGAGAGAUGCGUUAUUGAUUUUGUGCAAAAGGAGUGCUUUGUUAUGCAUCGAGUGCAUAUAAGAGUGUCAAAAUCGACUAUUCUGAGAAUAAUUCUAGAAGGCAAACCCGCAACAGGAGAUGCACGCAUUGAAGCCGCAUUCGCUUUCCACUUUUUCAAUAAUACAGACAUCAGUCACAGGGUUCGAUGUAUCAGGAUUACCAGCUAACUUGAUUGGAAUUCUAGACUACGCCGUGGAACUUUCGCCAUUUGGAGCCGUAAGCUCUCUUGAUGGGCAUUUAUCCGAAUUAAUAUGUAUUUGGGAGUUUUACAAACAGUAUUUGGCCAAAGAAAAACUUAGUUCACAAGAUGACCCGAUUUUGCAAACAGCGAAUUUGAACAAGAUUGAAACCAAUUAAUACAAAAUCUAUUUUUUUAUACGGAAUCGAGUUUGCGUUCUGAAAAAUACCACUGAAUAAAAGCCAAAAUGGAAUAAUGUACUCACAAAAAGGGAAGACACACCAAUUAAUUCAACGGUUGAUAAAUAAUCAGAGAAUGACUUUGCUGCUACUGUACGAACUCCUUUAGGCAAAGCACUUUCAGUUGUUGCUAGUUUGAUAAAAAAUGUAUUCGAUUGCUACUAAUUUAGUUUGGCACGAACCCUGAUGGACCAAAAGUUUUAAUUCGAAAACAAAAAUCUGUUUAUCUUUAUCCUUAACUUCAAUUCUACACUAUUUAAGUGCUCAACAAUUUAAAAGAAGAGCCAUUUUGGAUAUUUAUAAGAAAAUAGUUUUUAUUGAUAGAAAACAGUCCAAUAAUUAUAAGAUUGUUGCUGCUGAAAGAAUAAUACUCCCAAAUUAUAAAAUUUACCGUUUUUCGUAUUUUAAACUUUAAAAUAAAUAAAAAAAAUCGAGUUAACUAAAGAAUUUUUUUUGUAGUGUUUUAUUUCCUACUAUUUUCGAUAAACUAAACCACUAC